Dictyostelium discoideum AX4 is the source of this 8532-nucleotide messenger RNA. RefSeq names its product guanylyl cyclase (gene sgcA). The transcript has 4 exons. Gene Ontology annotation, biological process: cGMP biosynthetic process; cyclic nucleotide biosynthetic process; intracellular signal transduction. Gene Ontology annotation, molecular function: magnesium ion binding. The record is from RefSeq and is a predicted model, not a curated record. NCBI's taxonomy places the organism in Eukaryota, Evosea, Eumycetozoa, Dictyosteliales, Dictyosteliaceae. The coding region runs from base 1 to 8532 and encodes 2843 amino acids.
AUGGAAAAUGUAUCAAGCCCAUCUCUUUUAUCAUUGUCAUUAAAUAAUAAUAAUAAUAUAAAUAAUAACAAUAAUAAUAAUAAUAAUAAUAAUAAUGUUCCUUUUAUUAAUUCUUUUAAUGUCAAUCAGUUGGACGAGUUUGAACGUAAAACCAUCGAAUAUGGUAGAUCGAUUGUAUAUGAUAUAGCAAGGAUUGAGGAAUUGAUUUUAGCAUCAGAGUUUGUUAGUGAAUUAGAGAUUGUUAUGUUUUCAAGGAGAAUGACAUCAAAAUGUUCAGAAUUAUCAACAUCAAUUUCACCAAAUAUAGCGGUUUUGAGACAACAAAUUCAAAUACUUCAAUCAACACCAAUUAUAAAUACUAAUAACAAUAAUAAUAGUAAUAAUAAUAGUUCAUUAUCAUCAUCAACAUCCUCUUCACCAAAUCAAUCAUCACCACAAACCAAUCGAAGAAGUGCAGGUUUAUUAUCAUCUUAUUCUCCAUCAUCAUCACCAAAUUUAAAAUCACAUCAAAUGAAUAACAACAACAACAACAACAAUAAUAAUCAAUUAUCACAAUCAUUGUUUCUAUUAGAUAGUAAAUCUAUUGAAAAAAUGGUAAAAGAAGAAUGUUUUGGUAUUAUAGAUCCAGAGGAACUAAGUCAUGAAGAGAAGAGUAAAUUAAUUAGAUCCACAGUAUCAAGUGUUAAUAGUAUAAUUAUGACAGUCAAAGAAUAUAACAAACAACAUCAACUUGGUAAAGACCUAUUACCACUACAAAAUGAAUAUUUCCUACAUCGUACCAAUAUCUUACAAUCAUGGAAAUUCCUAACGAUUUUCGUAUCGAAAACCUCUUGGAAAAUACCAAAAUUACCACAGCCACCAACUAAAAGUUGUAGUAGCAGUAGUAUUGUAACAACACCUGUAAUAAGACAAAUUAGAGAUAUCAAAACAGAUGAUAUUUCAAACUCAAAUUCAAAUUCAAAUAGCAAUAAUAGUAAUAACAAUUCAAUACCAUCAUCACCAAUUUUAUCUGGUUCACCAUCAUCAUCAAUUUCAACACCACCAAUCCUAACUUCACCAAUAUUACAACCACAAAAACCAUUGAUUCCACCAAUUUUAGGUAGCGCAGCAAGUAAUAAAAGAUUAUCAAUGAGUUUUAAUUCAUUUUUUGAUGGUGCUAGUAAUGGUACUAUUAAUAAUAAUAGCAAUAAUAAUCAACAACAACAACAACAACAACAACAACAACAACAACAACAACAACAACAACAAUUAUCAUCAUCACCAGAGAAUUCACCAAUUGUAUCACGUGCCAAAGGUAAUAAUAUUAUCACUUUGACAAAAACUAAUGUAUCAUCAAAUGUAAAUAAUAGUAAUAGUAAUUCACCAACACAAAGUAGUAAAAAACAACAUAAAUCAGCUUUAAAUGUUAAUAGUAGCAAUGUAUCAGUAAAUAGUAAUAGUAAUAGUAGUAGUAAUAAUUCCACUACCUCUGUAAUAAAACCUGAUCUUUUCGAUCAAAUCUUUCAAUUGAGUGAUACUUUAAUGACUUUAAUGUAUCAUCUUAAAAAUAUUCAAAAAAUUAAAUUAAAAAAACAACAACAACAACAACAACAACAACAACAAGGUGGUCCAAUAACACCAAGAGGAGUAUCAACACCACGUGGUAAUCCUUCAUCAGUAAAUAAAACAACAGCGUCACCAACAAAUAGUGGAUCAACAACUCCACUUACUCAAUCACCACCACUAUCACCAAUUUCAAAUAAUAAUAAUAAUCAAUCUUCACCAACAUCACCAUCAUCAUCAUCAUCAACACCAAAAAUUGGAACUUUAUAUAUAGAGCAAGCAAAGAAUGUUAUAAUUCCAAGUUUAUUAUCAAAAUUAUUGGAUAUUUGUAAUCACUUAAAAAUUAAAAUCACUGAUGAAUCUCUCAUUGAUCAUCUAUUUAAUUUAUCCACUAUAAACUCAAAUGAUUUAAUUGAACCAUUGGAAAUUGUAUUGGAGAUGUUCCAAAAAUUCACUUUCUCACAACCAACUAUUGUAAUCGAAAAUCCAACGACUUCAAAUCCAACUUCAACGACAGGUUUAAAUAUUAAUAGUUUAAGUAAUAGUAAAACAACUAAAUCCAAACCACCACAUCAUCCAAAAUCAUUAGAGUCAAAAAAUCAUGAUAAAACAUCUUCAAGUCCAAUAAAAUCAAUAUUUAAAUUAAAUUCAAAAGUAAAAGAUAAAUCAGAUAAAUUAGAUAGUAUAAAUAAUAACAAUAGCAAUAGUAGUAGUAGUAGUAAAAGUCGUCCAACGACACCUAUAUUAUCACCUAUAUCCUCUCCAAUUAUAUCACCUGUAUCAUCACCUGUAACUUCACCAUCAUCAUCAUCACACUCAAAGAUAUCACCAUCAACUUCACUUGAAAGAAUUAGUGAUCUUAUACCAAUUUCAUCACCAAAUAAUAAUAAUAAUAAUAAUAAUAAUAAUAAUAAUAAUAAUAAUAAUAAUAAUACAACAACCACAACCACCACCACCACCACAACAACAACAGCAAUAACAAACACAACCGACACUGUACAAAAUCAAAAUUUAAUUUAUGACCUUUUAAAUACAAUUGAUAAUAACGAGGAAAUGGAUAGAUAUAAUAAUGUAAAUAAUAAUAAUAAUGGAAAUACAUCACCAAUGUCGGUGGUGGUAUCAAAUAAUGAUCAACAAACUGUAACAUAUGGAUUUAAAGUACCAGAAUUAAAUAUAUCAAAAUUAAAUGAUUCAACAACAACAACAUCAACAUCAACAAAUAAUAAUAGCGGUAAUUUAGGUACAAGUAUUAAUAAUAGUAAUAAUAAGAAAUUAAAUCAAAUUUUAGGAGCAUCAGAAGAUGUAUUAUCAAAAAAACAAUUAUUAAAACCAAAAGAUUUAUCAAAACAAAAUAAAAUUGGUUUGUCAAUAUUUUCAAAACAUUUACGUUCAAUGAAACAAAAUGAUGAACACCAACAAAGAAAUAGUUUUAAUCAAUUUUGGUUAGAAGGUUCAACUCAUAGAGAACGUCAAGAUCAAGUACCAUUAGAUGAAAAACAAAGACAUCAAAUCACUUCUUUAGGUAGUUAUGUUUCAAAUUUAGUUAUUAAAGGUUUAUUAGCUUCUGCAACUCCAAUUGUACCACCACAUUUAGAAAAAUAUUCAUCAUGUGUAUUAUUUGCAGAUAUUUCAGGAUUUACAUCACUAACAGAAAGAUUAGGUAAUCAUGGUAAAGAAGGUGUUGAAUUAUUAACAAAGAAUUUAAAUUCAUAUUUUACAAUACUGAUAAAGAUAGUGAAAGGAUUUGGAGGUGAUAUUGUAAAGUUUGCAGGUGAUGCAGUAUUAGCACAUUGGCCAACCAAUGGAGAGUUGAUAAAUAGGGUUAGAAUUGCAUGUGAAUGUUCAUUGGCAUUACAAAAGAAGUUACAUAAUUUCCCAGUGCCAGGUGGAUUCUUAACAUUGCAUAUUGGUAUUGGAUGUGGUGAUAUUAGUGGGGUUUACGUUGGUGGUUGUAAAGAGAAAGUAGAGUUUUUAAUUUGUGGUGAAGCAUUAAUUCAAGCUACUCUAUGUGAAAAGGAGGCAGAGUCUGGGGAGAUCUAUGUAUCACCAGCCACUCAAGAAAAGAUGAAACCAUAUGCAACCUUUUCACAAAAGAAACAAAAACAUAACUACAAAUUGGAAUCGAUAACAACCCUUUUGGAGAAAGAUUUAAUCAAUGAUUUCGAUUUCCUCUCAACCAUGGUUGGCUCUCAAAUCAAUCAUAAAUUCUUACAAGAGUUACCACUACUAAUGGAUAUGGAGGAUUCUUUGAAAAGAUUCGUACCAAAUGCAGUUCACAAUCAAUUCAAAAAUGAUUAUUUGGCAGAGUUACGUUAUAUCACUGUGUUAUUUAUGAAUUUAUCCUAUGGUACUCCAAAUCCAGACACAGAUUUAGAUAAACUUCAAAAUAUUGUAUUUGAAAGUCAAGCGAUAGUUUAUAAACAUGAAGGUACAGUUCGUCAAUUUAUAGUGGAUGAUAAGGGUUGUGUCCUGAUAGCAGCAUGGGGUGUACCACCUUAUUCACAUGAGGACGAUCCAUCACGUGCAGUUGAAGCUGCAAUGGAGAUUGUGGUAAAUGUUUUCAAAUUGGCAGUGAUUUCAUCGGUUGGUAUCACCACUGGUAAAUGUUUUUGUGGUGAUGUUGGUAGUGAUGAACGUAGGGAAUAUGCCGUGGUUGGUGAUAUUGUAAACUUGGCAGCACGUUUAAUGUCACAUUCACAAGGUGGUGUACUUUGUGAUGAAGAAACCUCGAAAACUGCAAAAAUGAUUGAAUUUGUUAAAUUGGCAAAUCCAAUCAAAGUCAAGGGUAAAGUUGCCCCAAUCAAUGUUUAUAAACCAAUUAAAAAAUUACAAUCAAUGAAAAAUUCAUCACCACGUCAUAUGAUAAAGAAUAAAGGUAUCAUUGGAAGACACACUCAAUUACGUCAAAUGGCAAAUAUAAUCGAUCAAAUCACAAGUAAUUCUGGUCCAACUCAUGUCGCAAUCAUUGAAGCUGAAGCUGGUUUAGGUAAAUCUAGAUUAAUCUCUGAAAUUAAAUAUUCAUUUUGUAUGGAUUUAAAAAUGUUUAAAGCAAGUGGUAUUCAAAUGUCUGAAUCAAUCUCAUUUUAUAUUUGGAAACAAAUUUUAUUACAAUUUUUAAAAGAUGAAUCAAUUAAUGGUUAUCAAUCAUUUUCUGAUUUUAAUUUUACUCAAAUUCAAUUAUUAAAUCAAGUUUUAGAUAUAAAUAUAAUCAAUAAUAAUAAUAAUAAUGGCAAUGAAAAUAAUGAAAAAUUACCAAUAGUUGAACAAAAUCAAUUACAAACAUCAGUUAUUAAAUUAACAUCAGAAGAAUUAAAAGAGAAUCGUAGAUAUUCAGCACAACAAAGAGCAGAAUCAUUACAAUUGACAAUGAUGAAAAUUUUAACAAAAGCAAUACCAACUGGUAGUAUUAUUGUAAUUGAUGAUGCACAAUUUAUGGACAGUGCAAGUUGGACAUUAACAUUGAAUGCUGUUAAAAAUUUAGCAAAUUGUUUAAUAAUCAUUUCAUUACGUCCCUCAAAAGAUGGUAUACCCUAUGGAUUCAGUCAAUUACCAACAGAGUUGGUAACGAAAAUUCAAUUGGAACCAUUGAAUGGUAAGGUUGAAACCACACUAUUGGUAGAGAGAAUGUUAGAUUUUCCAAGUGAUGAAAGUGGUAUACCAGAUGAAAUCAUUGAAGAGAUCUAUAAUCGUUCACAAGGUAAUCAUUUUGUAAUUGAGGAGAUGGUGAAUGGUCUAAUUUCAAAUGGACUAAUCGAUGAAGCAUCUUCAAGAUUCAUUAAUCCUAAAGAGGCAAUUGACCAUGUUAGACUAUCAUUACCACGUACUGUAACAUCAUUGAUCACUAGUAGAGUCGAUAGAUUAUCACCCAUUCAACAAUUGGAGUUGAAAAUUGCCUCUGUAAUUGGUAUGCCUUUUACUGUUGAUUCACUUCAUCGUAUUCUACCAUUGGAUGCAAUUAGUAAACAAGAUUUAGCAAAAGAUUUAGCUGUAUUGGAAAGAUUGGAUUUCAUUAAAUCAACAACUAUUAAUACUCAACAACAAUUACUUCAACAAUUACAACAACAACAACAACUUCAAAAACAAUUAUUAAAUAAUCAAGCUGAUCAUAGUUCAUAUAAAACUAAUAAUGUUUUAUUAUUAGCAUCACAACCAAAUAUUAAUAAUAACAAUAACAAUAAUAAUAAUAAUAAUAAUAAUAAUAACAAUAAUAAUGCUAAUGAACAACCAUCAACUCCAACUUCAAUUAUUAAUAAUAAUUUAUUAUACUCAUUUCAUCAUACUCGUACACAAGAAGUAAUUUACGAUUUAAUGUUAUUCUCACAAAGAAGGGAGCUUCAUCAAAAGAUUGCUAAAGUUUUAGAGGAUACUUGUACACCACAACAUUCUUUAUUCAUUUCAUUGGUUCAUCAUUAUCAUUCAGCUCAAAAUAAUUCAAAAACCAUUGAAUACGCAACGAAAGCUGGUGUUUUGGCCCAAGCUGAAAAUAAUAAUAAAGAGGCAAUUAAAUUCUUUCAACUUGCUCUAAAAUGUAUGGAACAAGAAUUCAUUGCAGAGGAAGAAGUUAAAAUUCAUAAAAAAUUACAUCGUCGUUCUUCCUCUCAAAAUUUAAAAGAUGCUGUUAGUAUCUCUUCAAAUUCAAAUAAUCCAAAUAAUAUUUCAUUUCAAGAUUUAAUGGAUUCAAAUAAUUCAAAUUUAGUAAAUAGUAAUUCAAAUAAUAAUAAUAGUAAUAAUAAUAGUAAUAAUAAUAGUAAUAAUAAUUCACUUAGUAAUUUAGGUGAAGAUAUAAAAGAUAAAGAUAAAGAAAAAGAAAAAGAUAAGGAUAAAGAAAAAGAAAAAGAAAAAGAGAAAGAGAAAGAGAAAGAAAAAGAUAAAGAAAAGGAUAAAAAUAAUAAUAAUAAUAACAAUAACAAUAACAAUAAUAAUACAAUAUUAAAUCCACCAACAUUAGCAGAUUUAGUUAGUUUAGGAUUUAAAAAAGUACCAAUUGAAAUUAUAUCAAUAACUAGAAAAUUAGGUUUAGCAUUAUUUAAUGUUGGUAGAUUUAGACAAGCAUCUUAUCAUUUAUUGAAUGCAUUGAAAUAUUUAGGUCUUGAACCACCAACACCAAAAGAUUAUUCAAGUGGUGCAAGUAAACCAAAAUUAAGAACUUUGGCAAAAGCAGCUGUAAGACAAGAUUCAGCUACAAAAUUCUUUUCUUGUAAUUUAGAUAUGUUAGAAAAGAGAGAAGCAAUUUUAUGUUUAUUCGUUCAAAGUAAAAUUUCAUUACAUGAUUGUUCAAAAACUUUAGAUUCUUGGUGUUCUUAUGUUUCAUUACAACUUUCAUUUGAUAAUAGUCAUAGUAGUAUUAAAAAUAGAUUAUUUAAUAGUUUAGGUAAUAAUAAUAGUAAUAAUAAUAAUAAUAAUAAUAACAAUAAUAAUAAUAAUAAUAAUAAUAAUAGUUCAAAUAAUAAUGAACUAUCAUCAAGUUCAACAACAACAACGACAACAACAGUACAAACAUCAUUAACAGAUUGGAAUUUACAAGCUGAAGCAUAUUCAAUUGGUAUACGUGUUUUAGGUAAUAAUGGUGAUUCAUCAACACCUUUAAAAUAUUAUGCAGAAGUAUUAUCUAAAAUGGAUCAAACAAAUGGAUUUGUUUAUGGUAAUAGUCAUCAAAGUUGGGGUAUUUAUAUGUCUGGUUUAGGUAGAUGGGAAGAGGCAGAAAGUGGUUAUAAGAAAUCGAUCGAGGCAUCACAUAAAACGGGUGAUAAAAAGUUGAUGGAAGAAUCCAAUAUAUUCUUAUCGGUUUGUUACCUUUUAUUGGGUAGCAAUGGUGGAAAGUUAUCAUUAAUCUAUCAACAAACCACUAAAGCUUUGGAGAGUGCAAGAAAUCGUGGUGAUAAUCAUAAUCAAAUAUUGGCUCUAACAGUGGAAGGUUGUGCAUUAUUUUACGAGAGACAAUUCCAACGUUGUCAUACCAUUCUACAAGAUAUUGAACGUUUGGUUGACCUAUUGUCAAUUAAAGAGCUAUCGAAUUCUGCUCAUGCAAACUAUACCAUUCUAAAAGCUCAAAUUGCAAUCAAUGAAAAAGAUUGGCAAUUGGCUUAUGAUUGUUGUAGACGUGUUUCAAUUAUCAUUAGUAAAUGUGAUGCCAAUAACUUUUCAAUGUAUGAAGCUUACACUGGUUUACCUUUGGUACUCAUUAAAAUCUUACAAAAUCAUCAACAUAUCUCUGCUACUGCUGUCACUGUCCCCAAAUCAAGAUUAGUCACCGAAAUUAAUGAUUCCAUAACCAUUUUGGAAAGAUUUGCUGAAACUUUCCCAAUUGGUCAACCAAGAUUACUUUUGGUUAAAACUUUAAUGUUUGCUUUAGGUUAUCGUGAAUCUGAUGAUCAAAAUAAUUUAUCUGCAUUAAAAGAAGCAAAAGAAAAAUGUCAAAAACUUGGUAUGUCUUUUGAUUUUGUUUGUAUUCAUAAUCCAAAUAAUAAUAAUAAUAAUUCAAAUAAUAAUAAUAGUGGUGGUAGUGGUUCACCAAGUGGUAAUAAUAGUCCAAUAAAUAAGCGUUAUAGUGUUGGUGGUAUUGGUAAUUAUCAACAAGCCAAUGGUGGUCAAGAUAUAAAAUCUCCUGUAUUAUCACCACAACAUUCAAUUAGUGAUUUCCAUUAUACUGCUGCUGAUACUGGAACAACACAACCUUCAGUUCAAAUCGGAAGUAGUAGAUCUAGACCUGUUAGUGUUCAUGAAAAUGUAAAUUCAUCUCAACCACUCAGAACAGUAUCAUCUCAAGAUUUAUCUAGUUCAUCUUCUGGUUCAAAUAAUUCCUAUAAUGGUAGUAGUGAUCAACAAUCACCUCAAUCACCACAAUCACCACAAUCACCACAAUCACCUCAAUCACCACAAUCACCAAAUUCAAUAACAUCUCAACAAUUUUCACCUCCAAAUCAACCAUCAAAUAAUGGCGCAAAAAAAGAUAUUCUAAAAAAGAUUGGUAUUAAAUUUUGGAAAGAAUAA